AUGGCAGAGUCUCAUCAUAUUCAAACGUUGCUUUCAACGCUGCUGUCAACGCUCGGGCCCGAAAAGGUCUUUCAUCCAGGGUCCGACGGCUAUGCCUCUUCCAAUGCUUCGUACUUUGCGCAGCAACAGUCUCAGCUCCGACCCAUAGUCGUCAUCUCCCCCAAAAGUUCGGAAGAUGUUGCUGAGACAGUUCGCCUUCUAUCCAGUGCUGAAGACCAGGAUGGCAACCCAAUCCGGCUCGCUAUUCGAUCCGGCGGCCAUGCUGUCGAUGCCGGGUCCGCAAAUGUAGAUGACGGCGUAACCAUCGACCUGAGCUGCCUCAACUCCAUCCAAGUGAGCGAGGAUCGGAAGACGGUAUCGAUCGGCCCCGGCGCAAAAUGGGGGCAAGUCUACGAUGAGCUAGACGCAAUCGGCCUUUCCGUCGCCGGCUGCCGGUCCGCCCCGGUAGGCGUCGGCGGCUUGACUCUCGGAGGAGGCAUCUCGUACUUUUCGCCCCGGUUUGGCUGGACCUGCGACACCGUCACCAACUUCCAGGUGGUGUUGGCGGAUGGAUCCAUCGUGAAUGCCAACGACAAGGAGAACCAAGACCUUCUUGUUGCGUUGAGAGGCGGAACUAACAACUUUGGCGUGGUAACACGCUUCGACUUUGCUGCUUUCGAGCAGGGCCAAAUCUGGGGCGGGUCUCUCUUCCACAAUCUCGACACUAUCGACGACAACCUCAAGGCAUUUCAGGAUUUUGCUUCAGCUGAAGACUAUGACGAAUACGCCAGCCUCAUCACCAGUUUUGGCUUUGGGGCGGGACGAGGCGCCGGCAUUGUCAAUAGCGUCGAGUAUACCAAGCCCGCGGAGAGCUUGCCUGUUUUCGAGCCGUUGCUUCAAAUUCCCAAUGUGAUGAGCACGAUGCGGCUGGCUGGCAUGGGGGAGAUUUCUAGGGAGCAGGCGGUCUACUCUCCAUAUGGCCUACGCCAAUUCAGUCUUCAAACCACCCACGGCCCCAAUUUGGACGUGCUGAAAACCGUCUUCUCUUGCUGGAAGAAGAGCAUCUCCAUCGUUGAAGAUGUCGCCAACAUUGUAUGGUCCAUCUCUCUCGAGCCUCUACCUACAAUAUUCUACAAGAAAGCAGACACAACCAACAGCCUGGGCCUCUCGGAUAGGAACAAGCCCCUAGUUAUCACUCUCUUAACGGCCAUGUGGACGGACGAGGCAGAUGACGCCAAGGUUGAGAAGACAGCACGCAAGAUGCUUGUGGACAUUGAAACAAGAGCAAAAGAGCUUGGUGAGUAUGAUCCGUUUGUGUAUGUAAACUACGCAGCGCCGUGGCAGGAUCCGAUUGCUAGUUAUGGGAAAGAGAGUAUAGAGAGGUUAAAGAAAGUCCGUGAAAGGGUUGAUCCGAAGGGCGUGUUUACACAUCGUGUCACGGGAGCGUUCAAGCUUCCGGCUUGAGGAUGAAGACAUGUAUUAAGAAACACUAAAGUGUGAGCAGGUUGCCAUAGCGGCUAUAGUAAAUUGUACGAUUAAUGAAUAGCAUC
Trichoderma atroviride IMI 206040 is the source of this 1529-nucleotide messenger RNA. RefSeq lists its product as uncharacterized. The record is from RefSeq and is a predicted model, not a curated record. NCBI's taxonomy places the organism in Eukaryota, Fungi, Ascomycota, Sordariomycetes, Hypocreales, Hypocreaceae. Gene Ontology annotation, molecular function: oxidoreductase activity; FAD binding.